GCUUCUCUGCGCGUGCGCCUCCUCACACGCCUGCAGGUAUGGCGUUCUGGUGUCAGCGUGACAGCUAUGCCCGAGAGUUCACCACCACCGUGGUCUCCUGCUGUCCCGCGGAGCUGCAGACUGAAGGGAGCAACGGCAAGAAAGAAGUGCUGAGCGGUUUCCAAGUGGUGCUGGAAGACACACUGCUUUUCCCUGAGGGCGGGGGACAGCCUGAUGACCGUGGUACAAUCAAUGACAUCUCUGUGCUGAGAGUGACUCGCCGUGGGGAACAGGCUGAUCAUUUCACCCAGACACCCCUGGAUCCAGGAAGCCAGGUUCUGGUCCGGGUAGAUUGGGAGCGGAGGUUUGACCACAUGCAGCAGCAUUCAGGGCAGCAUCUCAUCACGGCAGUUGCUGACCAUCUAUUUAAGCUGAAGACAACAUCAUGGGAGUUAGGGAGAUUUCGGAGUACGAUUGAGCUGGACACCCCCUCUAUGACUGCAGAGCAAGUAGCUGCCAUUGAGCAGAGCGUCAAUGAAAAAAUCAGAGAUCGGCUGCCUGUGAAUGUCCGAGAACUGAGCCUGGAUGAUCCUGAGGUGGAGCAGGUGAGUGGCCGGGGUUUGCCUGAUGAUCAUGCUGGGCCCAUUCGGGUUGUUAGCAUCGAGGGCGUUGAUUCCAACAUGUGCUGUGGGACCCAUGUGAGCAAUCUCAGUGACCUUCAGGUCAUUAAGAUUCUGGGCACUGAGAAGGGGAAAAAGAACAGAACCAACCUGAUAUUUCUGGCUGGGAACCGGGUGCUGAAGUGGAUGGAGAGAAGUCAUGGAACUGAAAAAGCACUGACUGCUCUGCUUAAGUGUGGAACAGAGGAUCAUGUGGAAGCAGUGAAAAAGCUCCAGAACUCCACCAAGAUCCUGCAGAAGAAUAACCUGAAUCUGCUCAGAGACCUGGCUGUGCACAUUGCCCAUAGCCUCAGGAACAGUCCAGACUGGGGAGGUGUGGUCGUAUUACACAGGAAGGAGGGUGAUUCAGAGUUCAUGAAUAUCAUUGCCAAUGAGAUUGGGUCAGAGGAGACCCUCCUGUUCUUAACCGUGGGCGAUGAGAAAGGUGCUGGACUCUUCUUACUGGCAGGGCCACCUGCGUCUCUGGAGACCCUGGGGCCCAGGGUGGCUGAGGUCCUGGAAGGCAAAGGAGCAGGGAAGAAAGGCCGUUUUCAGGGCAAGGCCACCAAGAUGAGCCGGCGGAUGGAGGCGCAGGCGCUUCUCCAGGACUACAUCAGCACGCAGAGUGCUAAGGAGUGAGGGCUUAGGGCACUCACCUCCUGUUUCCACAGGAAUCUUUUGGUCAAUAAAAUAGAUUGACUCAGAA
This is a messenger RNA of Gorilla gorilla gorilla (western lowland gorilla), 1344 nucleotides long. It is a transcript of the gene AARSD1, whose product is annotated as alanyl-tRNA synthetase domain containing 1. Bases 39 to 1277 code for a protein of 412 amino acids. Gene Ontology annotation, molecular function: ATP binding; nucleic acid binding; alanine-tRNA ligase activity. Gene Ontology annotation, biological process: regulation of translational fidelity; alanyl-tRNA aminoacylation. The transcript is spliced from 12 exons. The record is from RefSeq and is a predicted model, not a curated record. NCBI's taxonomy places the organism in Eukaryota, Metazoa, Chordata, Mammalia, Primates, Hominidae.